Symbiodinium natans is the source of this 3291-nucleotide messenger RNA. NCBI's taxonomy places the organism in Eukaryota, Dinophyceae, Suessiales, Symbiodiniaceae. The record is from the annotation of a GenBank genome assembly.
AUGGACGACCUCCCAGAUGACGACAGCAAGCUCAAUGACGCAGGGGUCUUCCAGCUACCGCCGCUCAGCACGGUGGCCGGUAGCUUGGAAUAUGGUAUCCCAGCACCAGGAGUGUGCAGCCCACUGCGCGAGCUAUGGCGAGAGCACAUGCAGGCAGACAGCGCCGGCCUGUUUGACAGCGAUCCCGGCCUUGCCUGGGCAUUUUGGGGCUUCUGGAGCCGACGGUAUCUGGAGACGCACCCGGAGGAGAGCUGCCGUGCCCUUGCUGGCUGGGGCCGGUCCAUGAAACAAGGCUUCUUCUGUGUCACAUCUGCGAUUGACGGGCACUGGGCGCGAGUUGUUGGAGAUGAACACGUGUGGGAGCUGCGCGGCUCCGUCUCGCACCUGCAGCGCGCAGACGGCGCGAGCAAGAUUUGGCGCGUAGGCGAAGGCGGCGUCGCCCAGCAGCUGCUUUCGGGAGCGCGGCAAAGCUUUGCUGCCGCCGCCUCUUCCCUGGCGAGCCUGCUGGGAGCCGGCCCUCCGCCCGGCCCCGGUGCCGCAGAAGGCUCUGAGCUGCCAGCAUCACUUUCGGUGGAGCUGCCCCCGCACUGGAAUCUGCAACCUGGGGAGGCUGUCGAGGUGCGCACGCUCGAGGCGGUUGAAAACAGCAACAAGUACGGGUGGACGCCGUGGAAGCGGGGCGUCGCCGGCGACUCCUUUGGCAUCGCGAGCCCCGCUGGCGAGGCGCUGGCGGCGCACGCCGUGCGGAGGCCAAAGGGGCCGGACCUGCUCCGCCUACCUGGCGAGCUGCCAAGGGAUCCGGAGGAUUCCUCCUGCCUGGCUCGACCCAAUGUCGACAUGCAUGGCGACUCCAAGUUUGUGAGCUGGCGAUGUGACAGGCAAGAGCAUGCCUACUACCAAUGGAGGCUCGAUGGGCCUCGGAGUUGCAUCGUAGGGGAUGUGGGCUCCAGUGGCUUGGACCUGCAGGUGGGCACCUUCAACGGACCAAAGCUCGUUGAAGCGGCAGACUUCCCUCACGCCACGCUGGUUCGCCUGGGAGUGGCUGGAAGGGUGCCUCCACCGUGGAAGGGGCGCUGCUGGCACGUCGCGGGCGGCUGGAGGGGCGCCCUGCGGCGGCUCUCGGAGUCCCUUGGGCCCUCGGAGUCGCGGACGGCCACCAGCACUCCGAGAGCAUCCCUUGCCAGUGCCGGUGCCUUGGGAGAUGAGGCCCUUGUUGCCGAAGGCUCGGCUGAUGCCCCAAGUUCAGGGAAGGAGCCGGCCGACGCCGGCAGGCCCGCACCAAAGUCUAAGGAACCUAAGGAGUCGAAGAAGUCCAAGGAAGCUGGAGGCCUGAACUGGGAUGACAUUCCGGAGUAUGACAUCGAUGAGGAGGAUGCCCUUGACAAAGUGGUGAACUUUGCAGCUGGCGUCUACACCCGCGCAGCCCAGGCAGUCGAAACCAUUCAGCCUGACUCUCAGUCAGGGGAGGAAGACAAUGAAAGUGAACACAGCGAAGCAGGUGAGGGCAACCACAGUGAGGUAGGUGGCGAAGGAAGAGCAGAAACUGCAACGCGGAACCACUCCGCUUCGGCUACCAGCCACAUGAACUGGCUCGAUUCGUUGCUCAACAUAGGCCCCGCGGGCUUUCUGGACUCUGGUGGUGUCUUAGCUCAGAGAACUGAUCAGCGCGUGAACCGGCGCAGUUGGAAAAGUACCGGUGCGUUGAUCUUGGAUCCAUCGGCUGGAAUUCUUGGGCUUGCUGCGGGCUUCCGAGCCAAGGGCUUGUUCCUUCACAUGAGGAAUGGACUCCCGAAGUCCACAGCGCCGCCUCAGCUGCAGCAGAUUGCCGCCGAGCUGGCCGUGCAGGGCGAGGUGCUGGAGCCCUCGGCUGCGACGUCAUCCGCUGCACCAGAUUCUGCAUCGUUUCCAGAAGCGCCUGCUGCAUGGACGCCGCCAGCACAAGCCCCGACCGAUGUGCCAGUGGCCCCGGAUUCGGCCUCAGUGAGUCGUUCCACUUCACGGCCCACUCCGGUGGAAUCUGCCCUACUGCCGCUGCCGGGAAAGUGCGUGGCGGAGUUUCUGGAUCCUCCAUGCGACAUGUUCAAGCUGAUCAGGUAUGGCAUGUCCAACUGGCGCGACAAGCAGGUCAGACCAGAGCAGGUCGAUCUUCAGACAUCAUUCACGGAGAAUGACAAGAAAGAAGCUCUGGUUGGGAGCUUUGGAGGGCGGCUUUACUUGGCCUACCGCGAGAGGCGGGAGCGCAUGGCUGACGCCGUUAUCUUUGCAGAAGUGCUGGACUUGCUGGCAGAAAUAUCUGCGCAUGUGGAGCUGGAUGUGGAGUUUGUCAUCCACACCUCUGACAUUCCAGUGGUGGCGAAAAGUGCCGACAAAGUAUGCGGCCAUAGUGAUCGCUUUGUGUUCUCGACCUCCUCUGGGCCACUGUUCUGCGACGUGGCAAUGGGCCCGGGGAUUCGAUCUGCCGGUGUAAUACGCACAGGCAACGACUUGCGAACGUCCGACAUGCCCUACGAGCAGAAGAUCAACCGUGGCUUUUGGCGCGGCUCGCCCUACCCGGCCAGGAGGUGCGGAAGCUGGAAGAAGAGCCCGCGGAUUCUGAUGCCCAAGGCCUCACUCAAGUAUCCAGACGUACUGAACGCAUCCGUCAGCAAAAUUGGGUGCAACUCGCUCGAGCCGGCAGACAUGUGCCGCGAAAUCAAUAAGAUGACGCCGCACCGUGUCCCCUUCUUGGAGCAGUUGAAGUAUCGCUUCUUAUUGACAUCUGCCCCAAUAUGCACCUACACUGGGCGUGUCUAUGCCUUUGUCGCCUCCAAUUCCGUGGUGGCCAUGUUCUCAAACGGUCGGCACGGCGUGAGCCAGGCAAUCUACGCAGCUCUGCAGGACAACGUGCAUGUGAAGCUCGUGCAUGGCAAGGCCUUUGUGGAAGAGCUCAGAAGCAUGCAAGCUUCUUGGAAGGAGCUUGCAGCUUUGCCACCGCGUGCGCAGUCCGUUUUCGACUGGGCAACGAGCAAAGACGUACAGAUCUGCUACAUGUACGAGCUCCUUCGCGCCUACAGGACCAAGUUGGCCUACAAGCCUUCUUCCGAGGGCACCAUCGCGAGGCUGUUGAAAACGAGAACCUCCUCGUGCGGUGACAAGAGCUACAGGCCAGGUGCAGACAGCGUGCGCGCGGACAAGGGUCGCCGCAGCUACUGCAUCGAGUCUUGGCCCGUUCCCGUAAACGCCUCCGCCAUGGGCGAGGCUGCCUUCGCUGAGUGGUGUGCCCAAGUGCGGGCUCGCGCCCCCAAGUUCUAG